AUGGCGUCCACGGACAUGCAGGAGAUGUACACGGGUUAUGACAACUCAGGCUACAUGGGUGUGUAUCCACAAUGGCAAGAGCAGUGGAACUGGGGCACGGAUGCAACCGACUACACAACAGGAGAGCAAUUUUGUGGCAAUGUGGCUUUCUUUGUUCAGUUCCCCGGCAUGGUUGGUGGAGUGCCAAUGGCAAACACAAACACCAACCAGGAGAGUUUGGAGACUUCGCAAACAACUACAUCAAAAGGCAACUUGCAUGAGAUGGAAGCCAAGAUGGCGAAACUCCAAGCCGAAAACCAGAGGCUCAUGCACCUUUAUGAGACCGAGCGCCAGAUGAGGCAGAUCGAGGUGCGCGCUAAGCAGCAAAUCCUAGAGAUGUAUGCUGUACCACGCUCAGAGGUGGAACAAUUGGUUCGACGCUUUCAGGAGGACAGUCCAACUGCCAUGCACUAUGGUGAGACUACCACACCCUUUGUGUCCGUGUCAAAUGCCAGCACCAGGGCAGGAUCGCCUGGAACCACAGGAACCUCAGCCACAUCAUUAGAAACCCUCCUCCAAGAUCUCUACAAGAAGCUUUAUGAGCCCGACGGAGAACGCGAGACUCAGGAGGAGUCUGGCACCAGAGAUGAAGUUGGCAAGGGGUCUUCCAUGGUCAAAACCGAAGAAGAGGAACAGGAAGAGCUCAAGCAGCAGCUGUCCCAGUUGCAGAACAUGGUAGAGAUGGAGGUUGAUGAGCGUGCUAGGGCAAGUUUGUUGAGGAUGUCACCACAACAGGGAAAGAUCGCUCUGCGCAAGGUAGAAGACAUCAUCCAGGAGCAGGGAGGCUUUUGCCACAACCUGUCAUCAAUGGUACAAUCCAUUUGCCGCAAGAUGGGAUACAUUUCGAGACAAUGA
This is a messenger RNA of Durusdinium trenchii, 894 nucleotides long. The record is from the annotation of a GenBank genome assembly. NCBI's taxonomy places the organism in Eukaryota, Dinophyceae, Suessiales, Symbiodiniaceae.